CCCCAGCACUGCAGCAUUUGCAGACUGCAGCUCCAGCCGCCGCCCGCGCCUCCUCGGCCUCCGCAGCCUCCGCCGCCGCCAGCACCAUGGCCAGCACCUUGUCCGCCUACAAGGAGAAGAUGAAGGAGUUGUCAGUGCUGUCGCUCAUCUGCUCCUGUUUCUACUCACAGCCGCACCCCAACACCAUCUACCAGUAUGGGGACAUGGAGGUGAAGCAGCUGGACAAGAGGGCCUCUGGCCAGAGCUUCGAGGUCAUCCUCAAGUCCCCUUCUGACCUGUCCCCUGAGAGCCCAGUGCUCUCCUCUCCCCCCAAGAGGAAGGACACCUCCCUGGAGGGGCUGCAGAAGCGGCUGGAGGCAGCUGAGGAACGGAGGAAGACGCAGGAGGCGCAGGUGCUAAAGCAGCUGGCCGAGCGGCGCGAGCACGAGCGCGAGGUGCUGCACAAGGCGCUGGAGGAGAACAACAACUUCAGUCGUCUGGCGGAGGAGAAGCUCAACUACAAGAUGGAGCUCAGCAAGGAGAUCCGCGAGGCGCACCUGGCGGCGCUGCGCGAGCGGCUGCGCGAGAAGGAGCUGCACGCAGCUGAAGUGCGCAGGAACAAGGAGCAGCGAGAGGAGAUGUCCGGCUAAGGGGCUGCGGCCCAGAGGCGCCUGGAUCCUGAGAGGAGACGUCUACACACGCGGGUUCUGGUUUCGUCUUGUCCCACUUUGUCUAGAUGCAACUUUGGUUCCUGCCCCCUCCCUACCCUGCACUCCUAGCUCAUGCUUCUCUUUCCGCUCUGAGCUGUCCAGUCCUUGUGGCCUGUCACUCUCCACAGGCUCUCCCUCAAGGAGCCACCAGAACAUGGCACACAGUCCCUCAGUUCAGGCACCAGGCCGGGCAGUGGCUGGGUCCCCUCUUGGUGGCCCUCUUAGCAGACGUGGUGGCAGCCUCAAUAAAUCCAGUGGUGGUAGCAGGAA
Messenger RNA from Lynx canadensis (Canada lynx), 959 nucleotides. It is a transcript of the gene STMN3, whose product is annotated as stathmin 3. Gene Ontology annotation, molecular function: tubulin binding. The record is from RefSeq and is a predicted model, not a curated record. Gene Ontology annotation, cellular component: cytoplasm; neuron projection. The coding region runs from base 87 to 629 and encodes 180 amino acids. NCBI's taxonomy places the organism in Eukaryota, Metazoa, Chordata, Mammalia, Carnivora, Felidae. Gene Ontology annotation, biological process: microtubule depolymerization; regulation of microtubule polymerization or depolymerization; neuron projection development. The transcript has 5 exons.